Molecule: messenger RNA, 1656 nt
Organism: Pocillopora verrucosa
Lineage: Eukaryota; Metazoa; Cnidaria; Anthozoa; Scleractinia; Pocilloporidae
Product: gamma-aminobutyric acid receptor subunit alpha-5
Biological process (GO): signal transduction; regulation of membrane potential; chloride transmembrane transport
Cellular component (GO): synapse; neuron projection; plasma membrane
Molecular function (GO): transmitter-gated monoatomic ion channel activity involved in regulation of postsynaptic membrane potential; chloride channel activity; GABA-A receptor activity
Source: RefSeq, a predicted model, not a curated record
GCUGGAAGCGAGUGCAGUUGUCUUGAUCCGGCAAAUUUCAUCGGUCUAAGACAAGCGUUCGACCCAAGGAUAACUCUGUUUCAAGGAAAAAUGAGGCCUUUCUCAUCAAGGAAGUUGACAUUUAAGACAUGUAUCUUCGCCAGCGUCCUGUUCAUUAUCUGCCUGAGACGAGCUCAAGGGGAUUCAGACGUGAUAAACACGGUCUUUUCUGGCUAUGACAAAGUGUUGAGACCCGACUAUGAAAAGGGAACACCCACAGUCGUCAAUUGCAGUCUGCUUAUCGAAUCGUUUGGAAACAUUGAAGAAGCUGACAUGGAGUAUAGAGUGUACGCUUAUUUUCACCUAACGUGGAAAGAUCCACGCUUGAGUGGAAAGGUCAACCGCACCCUUAACUUAAAAGGAGAUCAAAUAACCAACAUUUGGGUGCCAGAUCCCUACUGCUACAACGCACGAGAGUCAAACAUGAUGAGCCCUGAUGAGGAAACGCACAGCAAUCUGAAAAUUAAACCUGAUGGAGAGAUAUACUAUAGUAGAGGAGUAAGUUUGCUGGCCUCCUGCACCAUGGAUUUAAAGUAUUUUCCAUUAGAUUCUCAGAUGUGCUUUCUCAAGUUUGGAAGUUAUGGUAACACGGUGGAAGACAUCAUAUUCAAGUGGAUGCCGGGAAAAACUAACAUCGCCGUUGUACACGAGGAAUUGGCUCAGUUUAAGUACAUGGGUUCCUCACUGGAGUCUGGUGUGACUGUGCUUUCCACAGGUAAUUUCUCCACCAUAACCGCCAAGUUCUCGUUUGAGCGGCGCAUCGGCUAUUACCUUAUCCAAGUGUACUUCCCGGACAUUUUUGUUGUGGUACUGAGCUGGAUUGUCUUCUGGAUGGAAAAAGAUGACAUAGGAAAUAGAAUGGCGUUAGGAAUCACUACCAUCUUGACCAUCAUGUUUCUCCUUGGAUCCUUGAAUGGAAACUUGCCUAAAGUGAGCUAUCCAAAGGCUUUGGACUGGUAUCUGUUGUUUUCAUUCAGCUUCGUCUUCCUGUCCUUGAUCGAAAGCACAGUUGUGUUUCUUUUCGCAGUGAAAGCUAACAAAAAAGAGAAGAUCAAAUGCAAGAAACACACCAUUCCUAUCACGACAAGAAUUGCAUCAUCAAUGAAAUGCUUCGUUAGUUCGAAGAGCGCAAAUGUCAACAACGCUAACGAUGACUACAAAGGAGUAUCUGAAAAUGACCUUGAAAUGGGUUACCGUCCGAGCAAAGCUGACAAGGCCUUGGUAGAUGACGCAGAAGCAGAAGUCCCUCACAACAGGAGCACCAAGAUCACACGGAUGGAGAAGAAUGCCAGCAAUAUUGACCGAGUGUCACGCGUUCUGUUUCCACUGGUGUUCCUUGUAUUCAACCUGUUUUACUGGACAUUUUUCAACGGUCAUGUAGUUAAGCAGUAGUCGCACAUGUAAACUGAUAAGGCAGAUUGUUUUGUUUUGUUUUGUUUUUUCAGAAGUAUUUUCAGCCUCUGUGUGAACUUCUUCAGUUUUUUUUUUUCUAAAUUUAGAAAUUAGAACCAACUAAAAACGACUAAAAAGUCUAUACGUAAUCUAUUGGAAUUCUCAUUCUGCUGAAUAUCUGAACAGAACUACAAAUAUGUGUAAAGAGAGGAGAGAGGGGGUGGG